AAAAUGUUUCAGAACACCAUAGAAAAUGAAAGAAGCAAUUCAAAAUUAUCGCUUGAGCAACAAGCAAAAAAAAUGAAGUUCAGAUCCAUCAACAAAUUCCCACCGUGCAAUGUUGGCGACACAGUUAGAGUCAAACUACCAGAAGUAGACAGAAGUAAGGGUGAUCCACAGAAUAUACUCUUUGCGGUUGUGUCUAUAAGUGAUAAUCAAUAUUACGAACUCGUUAAUAAAAAUGGCACUCUUCAUCAACUUUAUUCCAGAAAUCAAUUCACUGUAUGCUCUGAACCAUUAAUAGAUAUUUUAGAAGUUUUAGCCACAAAAAAAUCUUUGCGUGAAAUAGCUAAUAAACAAUCUUUUUCCGGUGGUCAAGGUUUUAAGAAGUGUUUAUGUAAAACUAAAUGCUUAACAAAUAAAUGUAAAUGCAAAUCCGGGGGAAUACUUUGUAAUUCUAAAUGUCAUCCAAACUCAAAUUGUUCUAAUAAAUAA
Molecule: messenger RNA, 486 nt
Organism: Metopolophium dirhodum (rose-grain aphid)
Lineage: Eukaryota; Metazoa; Arthropoda; Insecta; Hemiptera; Aphididae
Exons: 1
Coding region: 4-486 (160 amino acids)
Source: RefSeq, a predicted model, not a curated record